Messenger RNA from Oryzias latipes (Japanese medaka), 4681 nucleotides. Its product is annotated as mothers against decapentaplegic homolog 4. NCBI's taxonomy places the organism in Eukaryota, Metazoa, Chordata, Actinopteri, Beloniformes, Adrianichthyidae. Gene Ontology annotation, biological process: regulation of transcription by RNA polymerase II; BMP signaling pathway; cell differentiation. Gene Ontology annotation, molecular function: I-SMAD binding; DNA-binding transcription factor activity, RNA polymerase II-specific; RNA polymerase II cis-regulatory region sequence-specific DNA binding. The record is from RefSeq and is a predicted model, not a curated record. Gene Ontology annotation, cellular component: heteromeric SMAD protein complex.
UUGUGAAGAUUCGUUCGUGUAUUUCCGGUUAUGCAAAAACUCUUUGCCCCUCCCCCCAACAAACGGUAGCCAGACUGGCGCCGCUAGUUAGCCGCUGAGGACAACUUUAACUUAGUGUUUACGCUAGAAAAAAAUGCUCUCCUGGUCGCAUUUUCCUUAUUUGCCUCCAUUAUACUGUGCCUUUUGUGUUGACACUUCCCCUUCAAAUCGUGUGGUUUGAUGUUGGAGACCUUCCAGAAAUAUGGUUGAAUUGAUUUCUGUCAGCUCAGACAAAAUUUCUCCUACCUCCGUACUCAUGAUGAUGAUGAUGAGGAGGAUGAUAUGAAACAGUAAACAAAGAAAAUAUUCUCCAGAGCGUCGACAGAGAAGCCUAAUCAAGAUGUCCAUCACCAACACACCAACCAGCAAUGAUGCAUGUCUGAGCAUUGUGCACAGCCUCAUGUGCCACAGACAGGGGGGUGAGAGUGAGACGUUCGCCAAACGAGCUAUUGAAAGUCUGGUGAAGAAGCUGAAGGAGAAGAAGGAUGAGCUGGAUUCCCUCAUCACUGCCAUCACCACCAAUGGAGCCCACCCCAGCAAGUGUGUGACCAUUCAGAGGACUCUUGAUGGACGUCUGCAGGUGGCGGGACGCAAGGGUUUCCCUCAUGUCAUCUAUGCCCGUCUGUGGAGAUGGCCUGAUCUCCACAAGAAUGAGCUGAAGCAUGUCAAAUACUGCCAGUUUGCCUUUGAUUUGAAGUGUGACAGCGUAUGUGUCAACCCUUAUCACUAUGAGAGGGUGGUGUCUCCUGGCAUAGAUUUAUCAGGACUCACUCUGACCAGCUCCGGUCCCAGCUCUGCACUGAUUGUAAAGGAUGAGUACGAUUUUGAUGGACCGCAGAGUAUACCCUCCGUUGAGGGGGGGCACUCCCUACAGACCAUCCAGCACCCUCCAUCCAAUCCCCACCAGACCCCCUCAGAAUCAUUUGCUCCCCCAAGCCUGCUCUCACCUGUGGAGGCCUCCACCUCAGCUUCAGCUUCAUCCUUCCCUUCUAUAGCUGCAGGAUCCGGCAAUGCCGGCUCCAACUGGUCAAGGAGCAGUAGUUUCGCCCCCAGCAUACCUCACCACACCAAUGGCCACUUACAGCACCAUCCACCUAUGCCGCAUCCGACACAUUACUGGCCAGUGCACAAUGAGCUCGCCUUUCAGCCUCCGAUAUCCAAUCAUCCAGCUCCUGACUACUGGUGCUCCAUUGCUUAUUUUGAGAUGGACGUUCAGGUCGGGGAGACGUUUAAAGUGCCCUCCACCUGUCCCAUUGUGACAGUAGACGGCUAUGUGGACCCGUCAGGGGGGGACAGAUUCUGUUUGGGUCAACUCAGUAAUGUCCAUCGCACUGAAGCUAUUGAGAGAGCCAGGCUUCACAUUGGUAAAGGUGUCCAGCUGGAGUGUAAAGGCGAGGGGGAUGUGUGGGUGCGAUGCCUCAGCGACCACGCCGUGUUUGUUCAGAGCUAUUAUCUGGACAGGGAGGCGGGCCGAGCCCCAGGAGACGCUGUGCACAAAAUCUAUCCGAGCGCUUAUAUCAAGGUGUUUGACCUUCGCCAGUGUCACCGACAGAUGCAGCAGCAGGCGGCCACAGCUCAGGCAGCCGCUGCAGCACAGGCAGCAGCUGUUGCUGGUAACAUACCUGGACCUGGGUCAGUCGGAGGCAUAGCUCCAGCCAUCAGUCUGUCAGCUGCAGCUGGAAUCGGUGUGGAUGAUCUCCGGAGGCUGUGUAUCCUCAGGAUGAGUUUUGUUAAAGGCUGGGGGCCCGACUACCCCCGCCAGAGCAUCAAGGAGACCCCUUGUUGGAUCGAAAUCCAUCUGCACAGAGCUCUCCAGUUACUAGACGAGGUUCUUCACACCAUGCCAAUAGCAGACCCCCAGCCUCUGGACUGAGGCUUCGGCUGCUUCAACCAUUAAAACCUUGUGCACUUCGGCUUAUUCUUUUCUUUAUGUCAUGAACCAAGGCCACAUGAAAUACAGUAUGUAUAUCUUUUCCUUUGUAAUUUUAAACUAUGACUGGAUUUAGAGUUUAACAAUGCUUUCCAGAGGACUAGAAUCCUAAAACUGUGCACAGAGAAACUCACCAAAAUGAAUGAAAACAGCAUAUCCAUCUGCUGAUUCGGUAUCCUCUAAAGGGGUAGCUGAGGAAAACGGGUUCAUUAUUAUGCCAGUUGCUUUACAACUGGAAUUAUGGUGGGAAAUCAGGAUCAGCAUAAAAUAAAUCAAAAACCACAUUGGAAAUUUGAAAAAAGUUUUAAAUUCAGAAGUACAAAUUAUAAUUGAAUGGGAAUUGUUUUGUUUUUUUAAACAGCUGUUUCAACUUUAGUUUUUUUCACUUUCUGUCCUCAGUUUAUAUACAGACUUUUGAUUUCAGUGUGUAGCCCAUUGACUGUAUGAUACAUACCUGGACCAAUCGUGUGUGACAUCACCCAUAGAAAAUACCGACUUCUGGUUCCGUCCAAUUGAAGUAAAUUCAGUCUCCAUUUUUCCCUGAUCUAUCACAUGACAUGUUGGAACCAAACGUUCUGAGGAAGCCGUGAUUAGUCCAUCUAUAUUUCUAUGGCAACCACUCUCCAAUAAGGAUUGAGGAUGAUAGAAGGCCACAUCCCUUCCAUUUAAAGUGAGCAUGGGAGAAUCUGCCAAACGCUUUGAAUGUUCCACUUGAGGCCACCUGCUUUUAUUGAGGCCUCUGAUUGGUCAGUUUAUAACUUGAAUUAAGGAAAAAAUAUUAAUAAAAGACAAGGAUGAGCAAAACAGGAUCGUCAGGGGUGGGGUUGCUCACUCCAGUUCUCAUUUACCUUCUUAUUCUAUGUGGGGGUGGGGCUUUGAUCCCAUUGGCUACUGUGAUGUGAUUGAUGUUGGAUAACAGAGGUUAUGGCGGCGUCACCCCAGCUCCAAAACUGCAUCUGCUGUUGGCACCACCUGUGUCAUCAUCCUCUUAAGUGGCGUCCAGUAGUGAAGCACCAAACUUUGGGUGCACUUUAUCACUACUGUACGCCACAUCAGAGGUGGGAUGACGCCAAAUGAUCCUGAUUUGACCCCAAAUAACUGUCUGCCAGAAAAGGAAAGCCAAAGUGAGCCUAAAAAAUGCCGCUCGGCACUACAACUAUUAAAAGAUGAACCCCAAAUAACUAUGUAGAGCCUCUGAGUCCAGGUUUAGUACCUGCAAGAAAAAGGGUGCAUUUUUAUUUCUUGAUUUUGUUGUGAAUAGUUUCCCUUUCUGUCAGUUAAAUAGCGUUGAACUGAACCGAUUGAGGGCCUCUGACAGUAAAUGAAGUGCACUACUUAUCACAGCUGCCCCAUAAAUACUGUGCGAUACAGCAGAUCGCUUUAACUGACUUCACUGUGAUUGUAACAUUUCCUCACUCAAAAAGAAAGUUGUUUUUUUAAUCCUCUGGAAAAUGUUUGAGUCACUGUAAUUUUUUGUAGUUUAGCACAAACAAGGCCAAAGAUGAAAAAUGAAGAGAUGAGGGAAAGAUUUACCUGGUGUGUUUGCAAAUUGUAAAGUAGUUUACAGGUUUCUCCUAAUAUGCAAACAUUUCCAUCAUCAAAUGUUACAGGCAAUAACUUUAUUUCCUUUGAGCAUCUGAUAGUCUGAGCUAACUGGAACUAAAUGAUUUUAUGAAAUGCUGUUAACAUAGAACUACUAAACAGGAGUCACGUAGUUUACCAGCAAUAUUUGACACCUAACCCUCUUAUCUGUACUCCUUUUUUUUUGCUUUAUUUGUAGCACUUUACCUAUCCGUUCUGAUUGGAGUCUUUAACUAUGACUACAAGUUUUCCUGGGAAAUGAACGCAGGUGUGAGUAGCUUAGUUUAAAAGUAGGAUUUUUAAAGUUAAGAAAUGUUUAGCUGGUGCAAAGUCCUGUUUUCUAAUACUAAAAAAUAAUUUUCAUCUUGAUUUAACAGGAUCACUUUAGUCAUAUAUACUUAUUUUUGGAUUUAUUUUUGCUAAUCUGUCAUUUUUCAUUUAAAAGCAUGUAAAUAUGUUUUGUCAAUUAAAAGCAUGUCAGUGUUUGCUUUUUUUUUAACCUCAAAACCCUUGUUUUAUUUUUUUAAUUAAAAAAAGACUUUACCAGCACUACAUUAUAUAGUAGAAUUUUAAGAGUUAAGGCACAUAGAUGGCACAUAUUACACAAAAAAUGAUCCUUCAAAAAUGUCAACUCUUCUAACCGAUUGGCUUUCUUUUGCAGUAAUGUCCAAUCCUGUUUGCGGUUUGUCCAAACGGCAUUUUUGAUUUUUUAAAUUAAGUUUUACGGUUGAAAUCACACAAACAUCCAGUUUUGUUUUUUUUUUAGAAAUGUGUUUGUGUUAUACCAGAUGUGAAUUUGAUGUCCAACAGUCAUGGCUUUAUUGUUGUAAAGCAAGUAAAGUAUCGGUUACAUUUGUUUAGUAGGUUCUAAAGCAGAAAGUUGUUGAUUUUUUUUUUCUUGAUCAUGGAAGCUGUUGAUGAUAAAAUUGGGUCUCACCUUAAACAAAACAAAAAAAAGGUUGUACGUUUAAUGUUGUUUUAAGCUGAUGUUUUUGUACUGCAGUUAUUGUAGGAGCCAAAAGACAACUCAGUGGAGUUAAUAUUGACUACUAUGACAGAUCACACAUGGUGAAGUUUUGCUGUAUUUCCUAUGUUAGAGUCUAUCAUUAAAAUGGCCUAAUCUUGUCAUGA